Molecule: messenger RNA, 753 nt
Organism: Synchytrium microbalum
Lineage: Eukaryota; Fungi; Chytridiomycota; Chytridiomycetes; Synchytriales; Synchytriaceae
Exons: 6
Coding region: 1-753 (250 amino acids)
Molecular function (GO): oxidoreductase activity, acting on the CH-OH group of donors, NAD or NADP as acceptor
Source: RefSeq, a predicted model, not a curated record
AUGGCCAUCGAGAAAUCAGUUGCUAUCAUUGGUGCUUCCUCAGGACUUGGUCUCGCUCUUGCCAAACACUUUGCGUCCAAAGGCACUCGUGUGUAUGGCACAACGAGAGAUGGAAAGGACAUCCAAGUCGAAGGAGUUUUCACUUCAAAGCUCGACACAUCUGAAAAGAGAUCUAUUGACGAAUUGAAGAUUCCUGAAAUCCAGGAACUUUACGUUGUCGCUGGAUACUUUUCAAAGGAAUCUUUUGAUGAAAUGUCCUGGGAAGAAGAGUUGAAGAUGUACAAGACUGGUGCUAUGGGCCCAUUAUUCGUCACUCGCCAUCUUGUGAAACAAGGAUCUCUUCGUCACGGCAGCAAGGUUAUCUGGAUUACUUCGGAAGCUGGCUCUAUUGGUUUGCGUACUGAAAAGGAGGGUGGAGGACUAUACGGUCACCAUGCUUCCAAGACUGCCCAAAACAUGAAUGGAAAACUAUUGUCGUUCGACUUGAAGCCGAAAGGAAUCUCAAUAGUUAUGAUUCACCCUGGCUUCAUGAAAACCGGUCUCACAAAAUCUGUUGGAUUCGACAAGCAUUAUGAAAAAGGCGGAGCAAUUGAUCCUGAAGAGGCAGUGGAACCAUUGUUGAAGGUUGUCGCGAAUUUAACCUUGGAAAACACGGGCAAGUUCAUUGCACCAGUGGGCCCGAAAGGAGUUGGGAACGCACAUGUUCUCGGUCCUGUUGAGAAGCUUCCAGCACCUUUAGAGUUGCCUUGGUGA